Branchiostoma belcheri (Belcher's lancelet) is the source of this 3443-nucleotide messenger RNA. RefSeq names its product integrator complex subunit 3-like. The coding region runs from base 81 to 3140 and encodes 1019 amino acids. The record is from RefSeq and is a predicted model, not a curated record. The transcript has 32 exons. NCBI's taxonomy places the organism in Eukaryota, Metazoa, Chordata, Leptocardii, Amphioxiformes, Branchiostomatidae. Gene Ontology annotation, cellular component: cytoplasm.
UAACACUGAGAGCAGCCAACAGACCGUUCAAACUGGUGUGUGUGUGUUCCGGGGUUUUGUGCAGGACUUUGGCUGGAGCUAUGGAGCCCAACCAGCCUCCAAAGACACGACUGUACGACGUGGUUUCCUUGGACCCAAAAGACGAGCUAGAGGAGAAGCUAGAACGUUGCCAUGAGACCUACACAGCACUGGUGGCAGGACUGUCUGAUAGAGAAGCUCACGAUGCCCUGAAUGCCAUGGUGUGCAAAGGUAUGCAGGAGCAUGAGGAGAUCACAAUGGGUCUACUGUACAGCAUCCUGGUGGAGCCAACAAGUGCUCAGAAGCGCCUGAGCGACCUGACACUGAUCUCGCGUGACGGCCUGGGACUGGUCCUGGUCAAACUGAACCAGCUGGUGACCAACCACUUCUCCAAACUACUGGAGUCUGUCAGGACACAGGUCCUGUGGUUGACCCGAGAACUGAUCAAGACUUCUGUAGCAGGAACAGACGGCCUCUGCCUGUCACUUCUCAAACAGAUCAUAGGAGGAGACGUCUCUCAGAAGAACGUGUGGCUGGCAGAGUCUGUGCUGGACGUCCUCGCUGAUAACAGACCGUGGCUGGACAAACACCCCGUGUUGGUGUCCAUCUCUGUCUACACGUACCUACGACUAGUGGAGGACCAUGGAGCUCAGGCCUUAGCUACGCUCAGGCAGAAGGAAGUGGACUUUUGUGUGGCACUACUCAGAGAAAGGUGGACAGACUGCUCUGUGAUUGGUCGGGACCUGAUCCGGCUCCUGCAGCACGUUGCCCGUAUCCCGGAGUUCGAGCGUCUGUGGAGAGACAUGAUCACAAACCCACAGACACUCAGCCACCAGUUCACAGGACUGUCUCAGCUGAUGACGUUACGAACAUCGCGUAAGUUCCUGGCCUGCCGACUGACUCCAGAGAUGGAGAACAAACUACUUUUCCUCACCUCUAAGGUUCGAUUUGGUCAACAACAGAGAUACCAAGACUGGUUUCAGAGACAGUACUUGAGUACUCCAGAGAGCCAGUCCCUGCGCUGUGACCUGAUUCGCUACAUCUGCGGCGUCAUCCAUCCCUCCAACGAGAUCCUGUGUUCCGACAUCGUCCCGCGCUGGGCUCUCAUUGGCUGGCUGCUCAUGUCCUGCAAGUCCAAUGUUGCAGCGUCCAACGCCAAACUGUCGCUGUUCUACGAUUGGUUGUUCUACCAGCCUGACAAGGACAGCAUCAUGAAUAUAGAACCAGCCAUUUUAGUGAUGCACCAUUCUCUACGCUCCCAUCCACACAUCACUGCUACACUUCUAGACUUCCUGUGUCGGAUCAUUCCAAACUUCUUCCCACCGUACGAAGCCCAGGUGAGACAAGGGAUCCACACCUCCCUGAGACAGAUCUUAGAGAAAAGGGUUCUACCGUCCCUGUCUCCAUUGUUUGACAACCCGAAGCUUGACAAAGACCUGAGGGUCAUGAUCAGAGACAAGUUUUCUGAGUUCUGUACAGCAACAGCGUCAGCGGCUAAAGUUCCUGUAGAAGAACCGCUCCUCGUGAAGCCAGAGGUCGUUCUCAUCAGUUCAGACAACGACAAAAACAACGACAGGGAGUACGUGGGAGAGGUGGCCUUCAGCGACGACGAGGAAGAGGAGGUUGGGGGCAAGGUGCACUGGAAGUUCCGACCAAUCAAGGAAGUGGACGAAUCGACGGUGGACAUCUCAGACCCCCUGAGACAGCUGGCACGGGACAGCGAACUGAGGGACCUGGUGGUGCAACUACAGGCAGACAGUGAUAUUUCCCAGGACACAGAAGCCCAGUGUGAAGUGGUGGACAAAAUCGUGGAGACCAUCUUACAAAUGGAGGAUUUUGAGAGUGAAGUUGCGUCACCCCUCGCUGACUGUCUGUCGGAGUUGUUCAGGAAACAGUUGUCAGGAAAAGUCUUACCUGCUGAAGCUACACAAGAGUCCAUUCUUGAGUCGAUUGAAAAGCCAGUCUACGUCAUUUUCAGAAACCUGUGUCAGAUGUCUGAGGACUCGUACCCAAGUGUGGAGAUCCUGUACACACUGAUGGACAAGUUAUACCAGCGCCAGCCCAGACUCGGCUACCACCUACUCUACUAUCUGUCUGUCAGUAAGGUGACAGAAGACAAGGCCAGAGUGUAUGAAGACUUCAGUGACCACACCCAACUCAGAGAUCUGGAAACAUGUCUCAUGAUGGACAUUAAGGAAUGCCAAGACAACGACAUUUCCCUGUUGUGUUACCUGGUACCUUUUGUCUACACUCAGUUCCCCAAUGUUUCUGUUGGAAACACGGAGCUUCUUAACCUAAUAGUUGCAGUCAUCGACCCAGCUCAGCUACAAGAACUGGUGUUCCAAGUCAUGCUGGGAAACCUGACUACAUUUAGAAAGGAAUCUGUUGCAAAUGUUCUCUUGGCGAGUCUGAACUGGGAGAGUUUUGAGCAGUACGCAGUGUGGCAGCUGUUCCUGGCUCAUGACAUCCCAGUGGAGGCAGUUCUUCCCAUCCUACAGAAGGCUAACUAUAAAGACCAUUCAGAGGCCCUGACCAACACAUUAUUAAUGCUGAAGGUAGAAAGACCAACAUUAGAGAUGGUUCGUUACGUGAUGAUCCGUGAUUGUAGUGAGCAGGACCACUUCACCACCUGUAUCCUGCGGCAGUGGUCGCUGGACCACGAGGAACGGCUCGCCGACCUGGUCAAGUCCAUGGUCUUCAAGUUCAGCAGCAGCACCCCAACCAGGAAGAGUAAAAGAAGUACGAGUAGUCGACAGCCGACCCCGACAACGCACCAGGUGCUGGGACACCUGGACAACCUGCGACAGGUGUGCACGCCCAGGCAGACAUUUUUUGGGCAGGAAGCCCUCCUCCAGGCCCUCCAGCACAUCCAACAGAGCUGCAGCGACAUGCUGAAAACUAAGUUCAGUGACCUGUUUGCCCUGGCUGAAGACUUUGAGGACUCCUCCAGACCGACCAGACAGAAGACCAGGAAAGUCUCCAACACCAGCCCCAAACCCACCAAGAGAACCGCCCCCAGGGAACCUGACUCUUCUUCAGAGAGUGACACGGAGGAAGUCAGAUCCAAACCACCCAAGAAGAAAAAGAAGUCCUCAGCCACAGUAGCAUCAGACAGUGACUGAUCACAAGAUGUUCCCUUUUCUAUCUUGCUUCUUCUAAACUUUCCAAAAUGUUUGUUGUCCUUCACUUCUUCAUGAACCAGCACAUGAAAGUUAGGGCCUUCAUUGUUAUUAAUACUAAUUGACAUUUGUAUUAAGAAGACCGUAUAUAUUGUACAUAACAUUUGUGUAUAUGUUACUUUUGAUACUGAUACUUUUUUGAAGGCCAUGUACAUGUAGAUAGAUUAGGACGAUGUCACUUGUAACGUUGUAUGGUUGGACUCUUGAAUGUACAAAUAGGAAAAUAAAUAAACUGUAGUACCAGAC